Molecule: messenger RNA, 1233 nt
Organism: Cordyceps fumosorosea ARSEF 2679
Lineage: Eukaryota; Fungi; Ascomycota; Sordariomycetes; Hypocreales; Cordycipitaceae
Exons: 2
Coding region: 1-1233 (410 amino acids)
Source: RefSeq, a predicted model, not a curated record
AUGCCGCCCCACGUCACCCCUUCGCCCACCCGUCGCCCACCAUCGCCGCCCGUCGCCCACCGUCGCGCACUAACUAUUGCCUUCAUUCGUGCAUCGUUGCCCACCACUAUUUCUCCUCAACCACAUCGGCCGCAAUCGCGUCCACCAUUGUUCCCCUUCCUGCACCAUCGCCCCCCGUCGCGCACCAUCGUCCACUAUCCUCCCCUAUUCUACGUUAUCGUCUUUCGUUCUCGAUCAAUCGCCAUGGGCGGAUCGAAAAAAUCGAAAAAAUCGACAAAGUCCGCAAAAGAGAUCAUCGAGCUUCUCUUGGCUACAGCUAACAAUGUGAUCGAAAAUAAUGGCAGAUUGAGUGAGCGCAGAAUAAGGACAGUGCAAAGAGCGAAAUUGACCUCUGCCUCCUCAAGUAAGGGCGCAAUAUGGAGAGCGAACAAGUACAUUAACUUCAAAAGUCGUGUGGAGGGAGAAUGCGGUCACCUCAUACAGCGUCUCUGCACCUACGCUAUUGGAGGCGACCGUAUUAAGCGUAUGGUGGUUGAUGAUAUUUCGAAACUGCAUGACUUCCUCAAGAAGGCAGCGAACGACUACCCGCUCAAACGUGCGGCGGAACUGUUGGAAGUCGAGACCAAAACUCAGGAGCAGAAGCAGAAGCAAACACACGGGUCUCUUGACUAUGCUACAUCGGCAAACGUGGAGAAAGCUCAGAAACGACUACCGAUUGUCCCAGAGAUACGAGGCGAGGUCAAGGCGGUUCAUUGGAAAUGGUCCAGGCAAGCCAUAACCGCUGGUUUCGGCGAGCAAUUUGCCAACGCGACUGCUUGUGCAGAAGGUCGAGAUAUCACAAUCAUCUUUCCCGCCAAUCCUGCCCUUGAUUGUGUAGUAUCAUUUCCCCUUGACUUACCCACCGCAAAGAGCCUUGCGGAUGCGCUGUUCAAUAUCGUGGUGAACUUCCCGGGCGAGACACUCUCCGUCGACGAUAAGAUCAUGUUAACUUGUGAUCCAACGGGUAUCGGCCUCAGGCGCCAGGCGGAAGGUCCUAUAACCAGGGUUCUCGGUAAAAGAGUCUGGGAGUAUACUCAAAAUUGUCAGACCCGGCAGCUGGAAAAGUAUAGUGGUAACGGCACCGAUUGUGUAUGCUUGUCAAUUACGGAAAAGCAUAGCACUCUUAAUGUUUGCGUUGCGCUAGUUGAGGUUGUGACAAAGCUCAAGCCGUUGUUGGACGCUAACAAUACGUGA